AUGGCGAGGUCCAAUAAUUGCUUCUUCAGCCUCACGGCCUGGAGAAGCCGGUGGCUGAGAUCCGCCUUCCGCAGGUGGGGCCUCCGCCCCUCCUCCACCGACCUCGGCGACGGCACCGUCAUGCACUGCUGGGUCCCCAAUGCCCGUGACCCGGCCCGGCCCGACUUGCUCCUGCUUCACGGCUUCGGGGCCAACGCCCUCUGGCAGUUCUGCGACGCCGCCCCCGCCCUCGCCCCCCACUUCAACGUCUACGUGCCGGACCUCCUCUUCUUCGGGGACUCCCGCACGGCCCGGCCCGAUCGGAGCGAGGGCUUUCAGGCCCGGUGCGUUCGGCGGGCCCUGGAGGCCCACGGCGUGCCCGCGGUGGCGGCCGCGGUGGGGCUGAGCUACGGCGGGUUCGUGGCCUACAGCCUGGCGGCGCAGGGGUGGGUGGGGCGACUGGUGCUGUGCUGCGCGGGGGUGUCCCUCGAGGAAACGGAUCUGAAGGGGGGGCUGUUCCCGGUGGCUGACGUGGAGGAGGCGGCCGCCGUGCUGGUGCCGCGGACGGCGGAGAGGCUGAGGGAACUCAUGGGCUACACCUUCGUCAAGCCGCCCAGGGGACUGCCCUCUUGUCUGCUCCACGAUUUCAUUCAUGAAAUGUGCGAGCAAUAUGUUGAGGAGAAGGACCGAAAGCUUUCUGACCUUCCCAAAAUCUCUCAGCCAACCUUACUUGUCUGGGGAGAUAAAGACCGCAUAUUUCCCAUUGAACUUGCUCAUAGAUUGAAAAGGCACUUAGGAGAGAAUGCUGAACUAGUUGUGAUUAAGAACACGGGCCACGGUUUCGUUCACGAGAAACCUAAGGAGUUUAACAUGCACUUGAGGAACUUCCUCUUGAAAAAUCUCAUAUUGUCUCCUAAUAAUAACUCUAACGACUUACACAUUACUACUGAUCAUCAAGAAAAUGGGAGUUGA
Striga hermonthica is the source of this 951-nucleotide messenger RNA. The record is from the annotation of a GenBank genome assembly. Lineage: Eukaryota; Viridiplantae; Streptophyta; Magnoliopsida; Lamiales; Orobanchaceae.